Molecule: messenger RNA, 839 nt
Organism: Prunus avium (sweet cherry)
Lineage: Eukaryota; Viridiplantae; Streptophyta; Magnoliopsida; Rosales; Rosaceae
Source: RefSeq, a predicted model, not a curated record
AUGGCGGAGCGGAGGAACAACAAUAGGUGGAACUGGGAGUUCGGAGGUACUCGAUCUCUGCUGCCUCGGCUUUGGCUCUCCAACCACUCUGUGACUUCUAAGCUCCAGAAACUCAAGGACCAAGUUAAGCUUGCUAGAGAAGAUUACUUGGAGUUGAGACAAGAAGCAAGUGAGUUGCACGAGUAUUCUAAUGCCAAACUUGAAAGAGUUACACGUUAUCUUGGUGUUCUUGCCAAUAAAACCCGAAAGCUAGAUCAAUUUGCCCUUGAAACUGAGGCUAGAAUUUCCCCGCUGAUCAAUGAGAAGAGAAGGUUGUUCAAUGACUUAUUGACAGCCAAAGGAAACAUAAAGAUAUAUUGUCGUGCAAGACCAUUAUUUGAGGAUGAAGGUUCCUCAAUUGUUGAAUAUCCUGAUGACUACAACAUCCGUGUAAAUACUGGUGAUGAUGCCUUGUCCAACCCCAAGAAGGAUUUCAAACUUGACAGAGUUUAUGGACCUCAUGUUGGACAAGCUGAACUUUUCCGUGAUGUUCAACCUUUGGUGCAGUCAGCAUUGGAUGGAUAUAAUGUUUCUAUAUUUGCAUAUGGACAAACCAACUCAGGAAAGACACACACAAUGGUUGCUCUCUUUUCCUCUUUUCCUCCCUUUGCAUUUGUUUGUGUGUGUCUUUGCCGGAAUGUGUAUCUGAUGUAUAUAAAUUUGUACUUGUAUGCUGACUUCUAUUCCUCUAGCCAGUUCAAGGCGUUCUAACUUGAUAUUUUCUUUUACAAAUUUGUAAAAUGAAUUGAUUACAAAUUCUACGUUGAUGUAUUAGGGACUUUAAAAAAGAAAUGAGAAGU